GCCCCUCCUUCUCGAGCUCCACCCAGGUCGCUGGCAGCGCGGUCCGUGGCCGCGAUUUCCCGCCAUUGUGAGAAGUGGAGCCUGGGACGGUCUCCUCUCCUCCGGUCGCCGGCCAGCAGCUUUGAGGCCCUCGUCGCCGUCACCGCAGCCACCCCUCCUCGAGACGCGCGGAGGCCCCGCGGCUCGCGACGCCCCCGCGCGUGGGAGGGCCCGGACGAGGAGCGGCCGAGCCCCCGAGGAGAAGCCGGGCUGCGAGCGCGCUCGGCCCGCAGAGAAGCGCCGCACGGGCCGCGCUGGCCCCGGCCCUCAGCGCCAUGCCCUGUGGAGAAGACUGGCUGAGCCACCCGCUCGGGAUCGUGCAAGGCUUCUUCGCACAAAAUGGAGUUAAUCCUGACUGGGAGAAGAAAGUUAUUGAAUACUUCAAGGAAAAGCUGAAGGAAAAUAAUGCUCCUAAAUGGGUGCCAUCAUUAAAUGAAGUCCCUCUUCAUUACCUGAAGCCUAACAGCUUUGUCAAGUUUCGGUGCAUGAUUCAGGAUAUGUUUGACCCUGAGUUUUACAUGGGAGUUUAUGAAACAGUUAAUCAGAACACAAAAGCACGAGUUCUUCAUUUUGGAAAAUACCGAGAUGUAGCAGAAUGUGGGCCCCAACAAGAACUUGACUUGAGCUCUCCACGGUCUACCACUUCGGAAAGACAGACCUUCUACUGCGUCCCCGUGCCUGGGGAGUCUUCGUGGGUCAAAGAGGCCUAUGUCAAUGCAAACCAAGCUCGAGUCAGUCCCUCGACCUCCUAUACUCCCAGUAGGCACAAGAGGAGUUACGAAGAAGAUGAAGAUAUGGACCUACAGCCCAAUAAACAGAAAGACCAACAUUCAGGUGCCCGGCAAGCAGGAGGCCUUGGGAGCCUUCACUGGUGCGGAGAGCCAAAACGCUUAGAAACUGAAGCUUCCUCUGGGCAGCAGCUGAACUCCUUGAACCUCUCUUCCCCUUUUGAUCUGAACUUCCCUCUGCCAGGAGAAAAGGGCCCUGCCUGCCUUGUUAAGGUCUACGAAGAUUGGGAUUGCUUCAAAGUCAACGAUGUUCUUGAGUUAUAUGGUGUGCUCUCUGUGGAUCCUGUCCUGAGCAUACUGAAUAAUGAAGAAAGAGAUACCUCUGCACUGCUGGACCCCAUGGAGUGCACAGACAUGGCCGAGGAGCAGAGAGUGCAUAGCCCUCCAGCUUCAUUAGUGCCAAGAAUCCAUGUGAUUUUAGCCCAGAAGCUGCAGCACAUCAAUCCAUUGUUACCCACUUGCCUUAACAAGGAAGAGAGCAGAACCUGUCAAUUUGUGUCCAAUUUCAUGUCUGAGUUGUCUCCAGUCAGAGCAGAGCUGCUUGGAUUCCUCACUCACGCACUCUUGGGAGAUAGUUUGGCUGCUGAAUAUCUUAUAUUGCAUCUCAUCUCUACAGUGUAUACAAGAAGAGAUGUACUUCCACUAGGAAAAUUUACAGUUAACCUGAGCGGUUGCCCACAGAACAGUACCUUCACAGAACACCUGUACCGGAUCAUCCAGCAUCUUGUUCCAGCAUCUUUUCGUCUACAGAUGACGAUAGAAAAUAUGAACCAGUUGAAACUCAUUCCCCACAAAGACUAUACAGCCAACCGACUGGUCAGUGGCCUCCUUCAGCUGCCCAACAACACUUCCCUGGUCAUUGAUGAGACUCUUCUGGAGCAAGGGCAGUUGGACACGCCAGGUGUUCAUAAUGUAACUGCCCUGAGCAACCUGAUAACCUGGCAGAAGGUGGAUUAUGACUUCAGUUACCACCAGAUGGAGUUCCCAUGUAAUAUCAAUGUUCUCAUCACAUCAGAGGGGAGGUCACUACUUCCGGCAGACUGCCAGAUUCACUUGCAGCCCCAGCUGAUACCACCCAACAUGGAGGAAUACAUGAACGGCCUGCUCUCAGCUGUGCUGCCGUCUGUGCUCAACAAGUUCCGAAUCUACCUGACCUUGUUGAGAUUCCUGGAUUACAACAUAUCAGAUGAUAUAACUAAGGCAGUUGAAGAUGAUUUUGUGGAAAUGCGUAAAAAUGACCCUCAGAGUAUCACGGCUGAUGAUCUCCACCAGCUGCUUGUGGUGGCUCGAUUUCUGUCUCUGAGCGCUGGUCAGACAACACUCUCAAGAGAAAGAUGGCUCAGAGCAAAGCAGCUGGAGCACUCCAGAAAGAACAGGCUUCAGCAGCAGAAGAGCGUGAACGGGAACGAGCUUUAGAACUCUGAACUUGCAGAGAACGGCUAGCUACAUACAGCCUCUGCUGUACAAUCCAGAGUCCUUUAUACCACAUUGUUUUAUAGAUAAUUUGUAUCCAAAAAAAGUGACUUUUCCUGAGUCAAGUCUGGUGACACCUAAAGUUUAUAUGAUUCUCUGUAAGGGCUUUUACCUUACUGGUUUUAUGGAGUUUUGGAGUUUGUUUUAUAAUUAGUUAUGAUGUACAAAAAUGUAUUUGAUAUUAAAGGUUUAAUAAUGAUAAUGUUGCUGAUCAUACCAUUUCCUUAGCCACAGCUCCAUCUUAGGCCAGACUAUGAAGUGCCAGCUUCCUCUGCAGAGCUAUCUGAAGAGCUAUGCUAAUUCAGAACAGGUCUGAGUGAAGACACGUUCAGGAUGUGACUUCUCUAGUGUCAUUUUCUACACAUUUGCCACAGAAGCAGUUUCCCACAUCCCAGCUGUGCCAGUCGGCUCUGAGAACUGGGCUUUCCCAUGGUGGUGGUUCCCGGCUUUCAGAUUUCACAGACUAGUAAUGCCUCUCUGGGGUAGGGGUGCCAAGUGAUUUUGCCAAGUCAAAGACGAACAAAACACACUGUGAUCACUGUCUUGUUUUCAUAAAGGACAUUCUCAGAGCAUGAGCAUCUUUUAAUGGAAUAAAUGCAGCUUUGUGAAGAU
Molecule: messenger RNA, 2912 nt
Organism: Mastomys coucha (southern multimammate mouse)
Lineage: Eukaryota; Metazoa; Chordata; Mammalia; Rodentia; Muridae
Gene: Mcmbp
Product: minichromosome maintenance complex binding protein
Exons: 16
Coding region: 315-2243 (642 amino acids)
Biological process (GO): DNA-templated DNA replication
Molecular function (GO): chromatin binding
Source: RefSeq, a predicted model, not a curated record